AUGAGCCCCCCGCAGCCGCCGGGCCGCGGGAUGCGGUUUGCGGAGAGCCAGCUGCGGCGGCACGGCUGGCGGCGAGGGCAGGGGCUGGGGAAGCGGGAGGACGGCAUCGCCGAGGCCAUCCGGGUGAAGGUGAAGUGUGACACGGCGGGGGUGGGACACGACGCGGCGGAGCCGUUCUCCUUCCACUGGUGGGACCACGUCUUCAACAAGGCGGCUGCCAACAUCGCUGUGGAGGCCGGGCAGGAUGGCAUCUCCGUGAAGACGCUUUCCGAGCAGGGAGUCAGGAUCAGCAAUAAGAAGCCCCGCAAGGCCGGCAGCACUGGCAGCAUGCUGUACGGCCGCUUCGUGAAGUCAGCCACGCUCACAGCACGCGGGGAGGAGCCCACGAAGCCGCCCACUGGCUCAGAGAGCAGCGAGGAGGAGGAGGAGGAGAAGCUGGACCUCUCUUCGGCCAGGAGGCUGACGGAUGAGGAGCUGAUGCGAGCGUGUGGGGGCCGCACGGCGCACAAGGGUGCCCGUCACGGCCUGACCAUGAGUGCCAAGCUGGCGCGCCUGGAGGAGCAGGAGCGAGCCUUCCUGGCCACGUACCGACACAAGGAGCGGCAGCGUGAGCCCCCGGAGAGCAGCCGCCCAGCAGAGAGGCAGGAAAAAAAGAAGAAAAAAAAGAAACAGUCCAGGGACGGAGCUGAUCCCGAGGUGCUGCAGAAGCAGGAGCGAAGCGGAGAAGAGGAGGUGGCAGGAGAGGAAGGGAAGGUCGUGAAGAGGAAGAAGAAGAACCAGGAGCCAAGCGGAGAAGAGGAGGUGGCAGGAGAGGAAGGGAAGGCUGCAAAGAGGAAGAAGAAGAAGAAGAAAAAGCAGGAGGAGGACAAAGUUGAGACAGAGAAGGAGAAAAAGGAGGAGGACAAAGAGCCAGCUGAGACAGAGGUAACUCUAGAAGACACAGAUGGGCCAGACCAGGCUGGGCACAGCCCCAGAAAGAAGAGGAAGAAGAGGAAGAGGGAGCCAGAGUGAACAAGAGCCAAGGCUGCUGUGCUGCGUGGCUGCUGGUACCAUCUGGCUGUGAGGGUCCCGAUCCUGCCUGCUGGUGCUGGUGGGUGCCCAAGGGUGCUCCGGGCUCUUCCCAGGUGGAGCCCAGCGCUGUGGCCCAGCUGUGUGUUCGCUGCCUGGGGAUGCUGGGCUGGGACUGGUUGGUCUGAAGCUGGAUCAAGCUUUAUUUCACUCCCUGAGCCUUCCUCCCGUCAGGGGUGACCCCGGUACCCCCCAGGCCCUGGGGCAGGGACCCAUUUGCAGAGGGACACAAGGGGACAGACCCCACAGAGUAUUGAAAUAUUUUUUUUCAAGGGCAUGAAUAAAUCUUUAUUGCAGUGAAACUAU
Gymnogyps californianus (California condor) is the source of this 1374-nucleotide messenger RNA. RefSeq names its product G-patch domain containing 4 (gene GPATCH4). The record is from RefSeq and is a predicted model, not a curated record. Gene Ontology annotation, cellular component: nucleolus. The transcript has 7 exons. Gene Ontology annotation, molecular function: nucleic acid binding. Bases 1 to 1011 code for a protein of 336 amino acids. NCBI's taxonomy places the organism in Eukaryota, Metazoa, Chordata, Aves, Accipitriformes, Cathartidae. Gene Ontology annotation, biological process: regulation of ribosome biogenesis.